This is a messenger RNA of Debaryomyces fabryi, 1446 nucleotides long. RefSeq names its product dolichyl-P-Man:Man(5)GlcNAc(2)-PP-dolichol alpha-1,3-mannosyltransferase. The record is from RefSeq and is a predicted model, not a curated record. Gene Ontology annotation, cellular component: endoplasmic reticulum. Gene Ontology annotation, molecular function: dol-P-Man:Man(5)GlcNAc(2)-PP-Dol alpha-1,3-mannosyltransferase activity. NCBI's taxonomy places the organism in Eukaryota, Fungi, Ascomycota, Pichiomycetes, Serinales, Debaryomycetaceae. The transcript has a single exon. The coding region runs from base 1 to 1446 and encodes 481 amino acids.
AUGCCAGAACAAGAUACAAAGGAAGUUAAAAGGCCAGAAUUACCUCCUUUCACAUUGAGAAAUGUGCUAAUGGAUAUUUAUAAUGGUGUAUUGGCUUUAUUCACUGAUCCGUUCUGUACUAGAAUCGUUUGUCCAGUCGUGAUUGUAUUGACAUCGUUAUUAUCGAAGGCCAUAAUAUAUAAUGUUCCUUAUACAGAAAUUGACUUCAAGACAUAUAUUCAGCAAAUUCAAAUAAUUAACGAUGGAGAACUUGAUUAUUCGUUAGUGAAGGGAGACACAGGUCAAAUUGUUUAUCCUGCUGGAUUUGUACAAAUCUAUCAAGUCCUUAACUGGCUUACCGAAGAGGGUACUGACAUUCACGCAGGUCAAACGUUAUUUGGAUAUUUGUUGGCCUUAACUAACUUUUUGGUUAUAAUAGUCUAUACAAUGACUCCUAAUUUUCAACCAUGGCCAGUUUAUCUUUUGCUUUUGAGUAAAAGAUUAUUCUCUAUUUACGUGCUUCGAUUAUUCAAUGAUUGUUUUACUACAGUUUGCAUGAUCUCCGUGACAAUUUUGUUACAGCAGGCAGCAUACUGGUAUAAGAAAGGCGGAAGUUCAAUCAGUUUUUUGUUGACCAUCGUCGCUGCUGAUUUAUACAGUAUUGCAAUUUCUAUAAAGAUGAAUGCUUUGUUGUAUCUCCCUGGUUUCCUCAUAGUUGCAUAUUUCUUAUGUGGUGAAAAUCUAUUCAAGUUUGGAGCAGUAUUGUUGGUGAUUCCAAUUGUUCAGGUUCUUACGGGAUGGAAGUUCUUGUUACCGUUCUUUUAUGACGAAGAAGCUUCAUACAUUAGAUGGAACUAUAUCAACCAAGCCUUUAACUUCAAUAGAAAGUUCUUAUAUGAAUGGACCGUAAAUUGGAGAUUUAUUUCUGAAGAAUUUUUUUUAUCAGAUACUUUUACUAAUGGGUUAUUGAUAGCUAACGCUUCAAUACUAAUCUUUUUCGUUUUUACAAGAUUUAUUUCGCCCAAGAUAAUUGGGAAACCAAUAUCUCUUCUUAUAAAAGAUGGUAUAGGUAGACCUUUGACUAACUCAGUUAAUUAUAACAAUUUGUUGAUAGAUCCGAAGCAUGGACCAAAACUUGUUAUGUUGAUACUAGGAUCCACUAAUGUCAUAGGCAUUUUAUUUGCAAGAUCUUUACACUAUCAAUUUCUUUCAUGGUAUUGUUGGCAAUUACCCUUUAUGCUCUAUAUGACUGGUUGGAGUUUGCUUAUCUCCUUCCCUCUCUGGGCAAUACAUGAGUGGUGUUGGAAUGUAUUUCCAUCUACAUCCUUAAGUUCAGGCUUGUUGAUAAGCAUCCUAGUUAUUGUAUUAUUUGGAGUAUGGUACAAUACGAGCGAAUGGUUCCCUAGCCCGUCAGUUGACGAGACUGUUAACAUUGACGCAUCAGGCGAGUCUAAAAAGGACAAAUAG